UGAUGUCGCGUGUCGUGCCAGGUGCGCACAUGUUCCUAACCCUUCAAAUCAAGAUGUUAACGCGACCAAUUCCUGUAUAGCUGCUUGUCCAAAUAACACCACUGAAGCAUACCAAACAUGCAGAGAUAACUGUAUUUUACAAUAUUAUUCUCAACCAACUAGUUAUCCACAAAGUGCUGUUGCUGUAGCUCCUACACCAACUAACCCAAGCGCACCGUCGGGUACGAACGCAAACAUGUCGUCAACCGGAAAACCAACAUCAACACCUAAUCCUAUAUCUGCUGCGAGUCAAUUUAAAUCAAAUCUUUAUUUUGCUCUUUUCCUCGCUAUUUUAGCUGCUGCUAUUUUAUGA
Racocetra persica is the source of this 352-nucleotide messenger RNA. NCBI's taxonomy places the organism in Eukaryota, Fungi, Glomeromycota, Glomeromycetes, Diversisporales, Gigasporaceae. The record is from the annotation of a GenBank genome assembly.